AUGGUUUCAACCCGUAGUAAAGCUGGAGCUAACAAGCAAGCUGACACUGGUCCUUCGGGACCCGCUAACAUCACCCCGGAUCUGGCCGCCAUCCUUGACGGUCAAGCCAAAAUGCAACAGGAGCUGGCUGAUCAGAAGAAGCGUAGCGUUGAUGAGAUGGAGGCACUGCGGCAGGAAAACUCUCACCUCAAGCGAAAGAUCGAACCGAUCCCACUCAGAAGGGAAAGGCAAGGGAGGCAUCUGAAGCUACAAGGUCCCUGGCCUUCCAGCCCACAGAAGAAGAAAGCGAGUACAAUCCCACCCGUCACACCUUCACCACCACCCAACAAACACCCAUCCCCUCAACCCAUCCCACUCAUUUCCCCUCCACCCUACCAAAGCACACCGCGGCCUCUAUCCUCACCGCCACCCUCCACACCACCCAGCUUCGACAUCCUCUCCCACAUGUUCACAACUAACUUUGCUGACAGCCGCCCACAUCAAACUACCACGAUCUCCCUCCUCGGCAUCAGGCAAGCACAGGGCGAGUCGCUUCGGGCAUUCAUCGACCGCUUCAGCAAGGCUGCCCUUCGCACCCCACACCUCAACCACGAAAUGAUUCUCCAGUGUAUGGCCCUCACCCUCCAACCCGGCCCCUUCUCCAACAAAGUCUACCUUCAUCCACCUGCCUCUAUGCACGAGCUAAAGUUGCGGGCCGCCGACUAUGUUUCCACCGCCGCCAAUCCCACCCCACCACCCCCCGCCCUGAUCCCAGACCAAGAGAGCCCCGACAACCCCGCUUUACUAGAUAUGCUCCCCUCAAAGUCCCAGAUCCCGCCUCCUUGA
Messenger RNA from Vigna unguiculata (cowpea), 825 nucleotides. The record is from RefSeq and is a predicted model, not a curated record. Lineage: Eukaryota; Viridiplantae; Streptophyta; Magnoliopsida; Fabales; Fabaceae.